Messenger RNA from Nerophis lumbriciformis (worm pipefish), 1275 nucleotides. The record is from RefSeq and is a predicted model, not a curated record. NCBI's taxonomy places the organism in Eukaryota, Metazoa, Chordata, Actinopteri, Syngnathiformes, Syngnathidae.
ACCAUGACGCGGAGAAGGACACGUAAACUUCGUGCAUGGAUUGUGGAACAGGUGAGCAGCGGUAAAUACGCCGGUCUGACAUGGGAGGACGAGUCCAAAACCAUGUUCCGAAUCCCAUGGAAACACGCCGGGAAGCAGGACUUCCGGAAGGACGAGGACGCCGCCAUCUUUAAGGCGUGGGCUGAAUUCAAAGGCAAAAUGGACGACAACAACCCGGCCGCUUGGAAGACGCGUUUACGCUGCGCCCUCAAUAAGAGCUCAGAGUUCACCGAAGUUGUCGAGCGAGCACAGAUGGACAUCUCGGAACCGUACAAAGUUUACCGGCUCGUACCGCUUAACGAACAAAAUGCAGAGACGUUUGACAGUAAACGUGGUAAGAAACGCGGCCGAAAGUGCAAACGCCGGAGCAGCGACGAGGAAGAUGUCGUUCACGCCAAGGAGAUCAAAACGGAUGAUGACGAGGUCGAGCCGUGUGCGGAAGAAGUUGUGGCGACCCAAAAUAUCCUGCCGCAGCUGGUCCAGACGGACGACGAUCUACAGUUAGCUCCCUUAAGAGAAAUUCGACUUGAUGUGCGCAUUGAGGAGAGUUGCACACCGCCUCCUGAAGAAAAUAUCCCCCCCAAAAAGUACAUUUUUUGCGCAGACUCGGACUCGUUGUUGGUGUCUGUGCAUUAUUUGGGCCAGCAAGUGUUGACGUGUCUCAUCCACGGUCCCAACGUGCGCAUCCUGUACGCACCGUCGUCCUCACCUAUGCCGCCCACGCCGGCCCCCGACGCCGUCUUCCCACGCAUCUACCUCCCGCCGCCACCACCCUCCGAGGACGCCGAAAGGACUCUCCUCUUUCUGCUGCACUACAUGGAGAAAGGUGUGGUGCUGACGUCCACUCCGCGGGGCGUCUACGGGAAACGCUUUUGCCAGGGCCGCGUCUUCUGGACGGGGCCGCACGUGGCCGAUUCAGGCCUGCACAAGAUGGAGAGAGACUCGGGGCCCGUCCUGCUGUUCAGCAAAGACGCCUUCAAGCAAGAACUUGAGAACUUCCGUGUAAAUGGUGGCGAGCCGCCACAAUGCAGCCUCACGCUUUGCUUCGGAGAAGAACUGAGCAGCUCUGAAGAUCCGUCCAAAAAAUUCAUUAUUGUCCUGGUGACACUACCGUGGGCACAAGAGCAAGUGGAAAGCUCUCGCUCCAUUUUAGAUUCCUUUGACUUUCUCCAGUCUCCACCUGACGAAAUCACGCUCAACCUAGUCGCCGUGCCGGCCGAGGAAGAGACGCCUUGA